CGAUCUAGUCAAACUGGACGAUCUUCGCCGGCCUAGGUCUGCAGCGCCUCAAAGUACAGCAACUGCCACGCCCGCCAUCUCCGCUUGGUCUGCUGGUGUUUCACAGCCUGGAUCGGGAUAUCGAUCGAGCAUCGGCACGAACGAGGGACAGCAGCACCAUUUGCCCUUAUUGCACACCAUCCCCGGCAUUGGCAGGACGCCAUUCCCUUCCGAACUUGUCCCGCCCGAUAGUGAACCGAGGGGAUUGCCUGCAUCCGCACUACCGCUUAGAAACCCCGACCAAGCCGUUUUUGACAGCUCACGGUAAGUCUGGCAGUGUGUGCAUCUCUAGUCAGCCAGUCAGUCAAGACCGCGUUUACUAAGCACACAGGAUCUACCAGAGCUUUGAGAGCCUCACCCCAAUCGAUGCAUCCCGGAUCAGUGGCCUAUUUGACAUCCAACAUGGCACAUCAUUCACAAAAUUACGGCUGGCAGAAUCGCCUGCCUCAGCCGCUUCACCAUCCCUCGUCCAUGUCAAUGGACCAACAUCCGUUUCCCCCAGCGCAGACGCUCCCACCACAUCCGGGCUAUCCAGCCGCUUACCCGCCUCAACCAUCCGGCUCGCAAAGCUAUUACCAACCAGGGCUUCCAUCAACCCAAUAUCUGAUGCCCCAGAGUCGACAGCAGCCUCGAAGCUCCUCCAUACCAUAUUCUUAUCCUAGCAGUUCCGUCUCUGGCAGCCCACCAACUAUUCCAGAUCCGGCUUUUGCUUCAACGCCAUCGUCCUACCUUGUGAACCAACCAGACUAUUACAUGACCCCGAACUCUUCAUUAUCGCAAACCCCUAACUCGAUACCACAUCCACAAGCCCUCAUGCCCACUGGGACAGUGUAUUCCUCACCUGAAUCCGCGCACAACUCCUCCGAUCCGGAACAACAAGUCCGCGUCAUCAGUUUCCGACCCAAGCCGCAAUGCUGGGACCACGGAUGCAACGGCCGCGAAUUCUCAACGUUCAGCAAUCUACUUCGCCAUCAGAGGGAGAAGUCGGGUGUUGUGGCGAAGGCAGAAUGCCCCAGCUGUGGGGCCGUCUUCACUCGCACCACUGCCCGGAAUAUCCAUGUCGCUCAAGGGAAGUGCAAGGGCGUGGUACGGGAGCCUUCUGCGGAGUAGGCUCUUC
Messenger RNA from Aspergillus homomorphus CBS 101889, 1156 nucleotides. RefSeq lists its product as uncharacterized. The transcript has 5 exons. Bases 406 to 1149 code for a protein of 247 amino acids. NCBI's taxonomy places the organism in Eukaryota, Fungi, Ascomycota, Eurotiomycetes, Eurotiales, Aspergillaceae. The record is from RefSeq and is a predicted model, not a curated record.